This is a messenger RNA of Kwoniella botswanensis, 1440 nucleotides long. RefSeq lists its product as uncharacterized. The transcript is spliced from 3 exons. Bases 1 to 1440 code for a protein of 479 amino acids. Lineage: Eukaryota; Fungi; Basidiomycota; Tremellomycetes; Tremellales; Cryptococcaceae. The record is from RefSeq and is a predicted model, not a curated record.
AUGUCAGAACAGAAAAGCCCCAUCGACACAUCAACCUCUCCUGAUAUAUCACUCGCGAUGGACACUGACCCUUUGGACAGUCUCGAGGACCUUUUCGACACUCCACCUCCACCUCCACUUGUCCAAACAGAUCCUCCCCUCUCUGCAUCCUCGCUUUCUUCCGAUGAGCUUGUGCGUCCAAAUACACCAACGGCUUCAUCAGCAAAUCCUAACUCUUCCUCGAUCGACAUUGUUAAUGCUGAUUCGAAGAUGGACGAUCCCACUGACUCCGCGUAUGGUGGAACUGGGUUAUACGAGACACUAAGCGUCAUUCAGGAUAUCAUUAAGUCCCAGACGGAGCUGUUCAACGCAUUGACUACAAGACUAAAUGAACUUACUGAACAUACUAAAACACAACUUGCUGAACUGGCUGCACUAAUCGAGAAGACCAAGAAAGAAAGUGAAGAGAGGAAAAUCGGGUUGAAAGCGUACAUGGAGAAAGCCGUAGAAGAAGCUAUCCGAAGAGUGGUUAAUCAAGAUCAAGGGGUGGAGAACUCAGAAGGAAAGGGGAAGGGGAAGGACACUAAGAAGGGAAAAGAGAAUAAUCAAGGGAGAAAACGAAAUAGGGAAUUGGAAGCUUUAUCGUAUGAUUUUUUCUCUAGCGAAAAACCUGAAAAUAAACCUAGAUCUCUGACGGAAGAAAAUAAAAGUCAGACCCCUUUCGCUUCUUCAAGCUUUACCUCGGGACAGUCGUUGGUUCCUGCUUCCAGAAAUAUCCCUGUCAAUAAGAAGUUGACUGAGGUGAUCGACCUCACUGCUCUCGAUGACGAUAAUGAAGAUGAACAUGAAGAUAUUCCCGUGCCACACUAUCCCAACACCCCAACGCGCUUACAUCGCGGACCUCUCUCCCAGUCGAAUGAAACACCGCGCAAAACGCUCCGUGAACGAAUCAUCCCCAGCAAUCCAUUAAGGAAUCGUUAUGCCACUUCGGCAUAUGCACAUGUAACCGAGGCUGGAUCGAUUUGUGAUCCAUACGAGAAUUCGAACGUCAAACGAGCACGUACUGGUUAUCCCCAUGCUGUGGCGAUCGAGAAAGGGAAAGGGAAGGAGAAGGAGAAGGGCAAGAAGGAUAUCCAUGGAAGAAACGAAGAAGUAGUAAGAAGCAAGCAUUGUCGUAUCGUUGGGAAAAAACAAAUCGGUACUUUACCUGAUGGGAGGAAAGACAUACUCUAUCUUAUCAAACAAUUGGGUGAACCCGUAUCUUCAGCCACAUGGGUCCGGGAGAAAGACAUUAAUGAUUUCGAUACCAAGAAUCACACGUUCAUGCAAGAUUGCGAUCAUGACGAUCCAAGAUUUGUCAGUUUUAGGAAUAAGGUUGCGAUUCUGCCUGAAGCUCAGGUAUACUGGGAUAAGAAUGGUGAAUGGAGAAUGGAUGAUGCGCAGAAGAAACCCGGUGUUUAG